ACUAGCUGAGGCGAGCGGCGGCGCGCGGGCGGUUGGUCCUGCUAAGGCUUCAAUUUCACUGUGUUGGGAUCAGCGCCCUCGGACGCUUGGGGCCCAAAGGAGAUAUGGCUGGGACACCCGGGCCAGGCAGCAGGAGGCGGAGCGGGCCCCUGGCACCUCGCCCUGGCCCACCGCCCGGCACCGGAUACCCUCCGAGCAAGCGAGCUCGGGGCUUCCCGGUGGCCGCCUCCCCGGAUCCCGAAGACCCCUUCGGUGCGCAGGGGGAAUUCACCGCCGAUGACCUGGAGGAGCUCGACAUCCUCGCGUCACAGGCCCUGAGCCAAUGCCCGGCCGCCGUUCUGGAAGUAUCCAGUGUUCAUAAGGUCCGCAGAUUAGAUGGAAUGUCAAAAAAUCCUUCAGGGAAAAACAGAGAAAGUGCUCCAGUUAAAGAUAAUUUUGAAUUAGAAGUUCUUCAGACACAAUACAAAGAACUUAAAGCAAAGCUGAAGGCAAUGGAAGAAGAAGUCCUCAUUAAAAAUGGGGAAAUUAAAAUUUUGCGGGACUCACUGCAUCAAACGGAAUUCAUUCUAGAAGAACAGAGAAGAUCACAUUUCAUUCUUGAGCAAGAGAAAACCCAAGCACUCAGUGACAAAGAAAAGGAGUUCUCCAAAAAGCUCCAAUCAUUGCAGUCUGAACUCCAGUUUAAAGAUGCAGAAAUGAAUGAAUUAAGGACAAGGCUUCAGAGCAGUGAACGAGCAAAUAAACUUUCUGUUUCUUCUGUUUCCCAUGCCAGUCCUAGGAAAAGCCCUUCUGUGGUUAUAAAGCCAGAAGCAUAUUCUCCACAGUUUGGAAAAACAUCUUUCCCUACAAAGGAGUCUUUUAAUGCUAACAUGUCCCUUCCCCACCCUUGCCAGACAGAGCCAGGAUACAAGUCUCUUGUGGGCAGAGAGGUUUCAGAUAAUAAGACCCACAGCCUGAGAGGUAAUCCCAAAAUGCAAGAAGAGGUACAGAAAAGUUUUGCUGAUAACUGGAUGCAAAAGUCAAAGACUCAAGGUUCCAUUUUGAUAAAUCUGCUCCUGAAGCAGCCUUUGAUCCCAGGGUCAUCCCUAAGUCUUUGUCACCUCCUAAGCAGUUGUUCUGAAACUCCUACUAGCACCCUCUUGCAGCCACCAGGGUUUGGCAGUACCUUGACUGGGAUUUCAGGCCUCAGAGCUACAAAUUCUCGAAGUGGAUCGUUUUGCCCCUUGGCCCUGAGAGAAGCACAGAAUCUGGCAUUCACAGGACUGAAUCUGAUUGCCAGGAAUCAAGGCUUAUGUGAUGGAGACAAAGAAGGAGAUAAAAUGGCCUUCCCACUCUGCCAGCUUCCUGGAGCCGUGCACCUUCUCCCCCUUAUCCAGUUCUUCAUUGGCUUGUAUUGCCAGGCUCUGCAGGAUUUGGCAGCUGCUAAGAGGAGUGGAGCACCUGGGGACUCUCCAACACAUACCUCCUGCUUGAGCUCUGGGGUAGAGGCCAACCCUGAUGACUCAGUUAGCAACUUGGAAGGUUUCUCUGCAGCUUCACUUAGCAUUCUUCAGCACCUGGUAUGCCACAGCAGAGCAGUUGUCUGCCUCUUACUAUCAGGAGUUGAGGCAGACUCUGCUGCUUGGGAAGGAAAUGAGAGCCUGGUUCACAGACAGAGUUGUGGAGAUACAAUCUCAGUCCCCAAGGAAGUUGCGGACGACCAAGGACUGCAUCCACUAUUGAAGAUGCUACUUCACUUAUUGGCUUUCUCUUCUGCAGCAACAGGUCACUUUCACAUCAGUGUCCCGAGCCAGUGCCUCAAAGUUUUGGUGAAAUUAGCUGAAAACGCUUCCUCUGAUUUGUUGCCCAGGUUCCAGUGUGUGUUGCCAGUGCUGCCACGGUGCCUCAGCCCAGAGACACCCCUGCCUUGUGUGCUGCUGGCUGUCCAGCUGCUCUCCCUCCUAGUGGACCAUGAUAGCCUUGCACCUCAACUCUGUUCCCACUCUGGUAAAGAAAGCUGCCUCCUCCUGCUGCUGUACAUGUACAUCACAUCAAGGCCUGAUAAGGUGGCUUCAGAGACACAGUGGCUUCAGCUGGAACAAGAGGCAGUGUGGCUCCUGGCCAAACUGGGUGUGUAUAGCCCUCCCCCCACAGUCACUGGCUCUGACUGUCAAUGCAAUGUAGAGGUGGUUAGAGUUCUCACAGUGAUGCUGCACAGACAGUGGCUGACCGUGCAAAGGGCAGGGGGGCUCCCAAAGACUGACCAGCAGAAGCGGACAGUGCGGUGUCUGCGAGACACAGUGUUGCUCCUGCACAGUCUGUCCCAGAAGGACAAGCUCUUUACUGUGCACUGUGUGGAAGUCCUGCAUCAGUAUGACCAGGUUAUGCCAGGGGUCAGCAUGCUGAUUCGAGGGCUUCCUGACGUGACCGACUGUGAAGAGGCAGCCCUGGAUGACCUCUGUGCCACGGAGACAGACAUGGAGGACCCUGAAAUGGACUGUGGCUGAGGCCCUGAGCAUCCUGCCACAAGGGGGCACCAGCACUGCUGCUUUCCUCACACACCACAUCCUCUGAUUAAAAGCAAUGACCGGCAGUUGCCGAGAAUGUGAGAA
Marmota monax (woodchuck) is the source of this 2591-nucleotide messenger RNA. It is a transcript of the gene Atrip, whose product is annotated as ATR interacting protein. Gene Ontology annotation, biological process: DNA repair; DNA damage checkpoint signaling. The coding region runs from base 105 to 2486 and encodes 793 amino acids. The record is from RefSeq and is a predicted model, not a curated record. The transcript is spliced from 13 exons. Lineage: Eukaryota; Metazoa; Chordata; Mammalia; Rodentia; Sciuridae.